AUGGAGAGCCGAAAGGACAUGGUUAUGUUUCUGGACGGGGGUCAGCUUGGCAGUCUGGUUGGCAAGAGGGUCUCUAAUUUGUCCGAAGCCGUAGGCAGCCCGCUGCCAGAUCCGCCCGAGAAGAUGGUGCCCCACGGUUGCCUGAGCCCGAGAGGCGGCCCUCCGGCCGCCCAGGAGCGCGGCGGGGGAGGUGCGGCCAUGCUUGGCCCGGGACCCCCGGUCCCCACUGCGGACAGCCUCUCCGGGCCCGGGCAACACAGUGGCUCAGACACCGAGUCGGAUUUCUAUGAAGAAAUCGAGGUGAGCUGCACCCCGGACUGCUCCACCGGGAACGCCGAGUACCAGCACAGCAAAGGGCCCGGCUCCGAAGCACUGGUCGGCAGUCCAAACGGCAGCAGCGAGACCCCUAAGAGCAACGGCGGCGGCAGUGGUGGUGGAGGAGGCUCGCAAGGCACCUUGGCCUGCAGCGCCAGUGACCAGAUGCGGCGUUACCGCACAGCCUUCACCCGAGAGCAGAUUGCGCGGCUGGAGAAGGAAUUCUACCGGGAGAACUACGUAUCUAGGCCGCGGAGGUGUGAGCUGGCGGCAGCCCUAAACCUGCCAGAAACCACCAUCAAGGUGUGGUUCCAGAACCGGCGCAUGAAGGACAAGCGGCAGCGGCUGGCCAUGACGUGGCCGCAUCCAGCUGACCCCGCCUUCUACACGUACAUGAUGAGCCACGCGGCGGCCGCGGGCGGCCUGCCCUACCCCUUCCCGUCGCACUUGCCCCUCUUCACUUGUGCCUCCACGUCGCGCUCGGACUCCUUCCUCACCUUUGCUCCCUCUGUGCUCAGCAAGGCCUCCUCUGUCGCGUUGGACCAGAGGGAGGAGGUUCCCCUCACCAGAUAA
Messenger RNA from Fukomys damarensis (Damara mole-rat), 888 nucleotides. RefSeq names its product even-skipped homeobox 1 (gene Evx1). The record is from RefSeq and is a predicted model, not a curated record. Gene Ontology annotation, molecular function: RNA polymerase II cis-regulatory region sequence-specific DNA binding; DNA-binding transcription factor activity, RNA polymerase II-specific. Gene Ontology annotation, cellular component: nucleus. NCBI's taxonomy places the organism in Eukaryota, Metazoa, Chordata, Mammalia, Rodentia, Bathyergidae. The transcript has 5 exons. Gene Ontology annotation, biological process: regulation of transcription by RNA polymerase II. The coding region runs from base 1 to 888 and encodes 295 amino acids.